AUGCCAGGCAGGAUAACAUGGUUGCCAAUCAAUCUCUCGGGACUGGACCAGGACAACGCCAGCCAAAUCGCCAGCUUCGCAAGAGUGGAGGCAGCAGAGCUUGCCUGCAAUGGAGCUACCAUCAUGGCCGCUCAGCAGCGUCGCACGGCCAUCUAUUCGGACAACGAGCGCCGACAUAUGUGCAGGUCUCUUGCUCAAAGCAUUCCACAUUCGACUGUAGACAGCGCCUUAGACAGCCUUGAGAGGGAGAGCCAUCGCACUAGACACCAUGGCCAGCUCCAAAUAGGGCCCUUCUCCGCCUUCUCCCUGCCGACUUCAGCUGCCUCUGGGGCCAAUCAGGCCACCGCCACGGCCUCCUCUCGUACCCCAGCAGACUUGUCAACCCCCGUCGGCAAAGCUACCUCCACGUCGUCGAGCAGCGCGGUGACUCCGCCCCAAGAUGCAAUCCCAGACUCCCUCUCCCCAGUUUUGGUGGAUGCCGAGACCAUUGAAAGGACUAGUGGGACAUGUCCCAUUGUCUUUCCCGACUUUCUUAGCAAUGACACCUGGCAGCCAUUCAUGUGGCCCCAGCAGGACGUUCUGGACAUGCAUGUUCCAGACAUGGCUGAAUCGACUCUUGACCCCGGAGGUUUGGACUUCCUUGACCAACAGGAAGGCGACGAGGCUGAUAACCCUGAGGAUAUUGGGGCUGAGGGGGGACUGAGCAUGCCAAUCAACCUGAGUACCGAGUCGUCCAUGCGACCAGACAAUCCCGCAGCGGUAGCUAGCGCCAUGCCCUCUCCGGACCACUUGUUCUCGUUCCAUUCGCUAGAUACCUCCGAUGUCAUACCAGACGAUGCAAGGUUUUUGCUAGAGCACUACAAGUUUCACCACCUCAAGAUGUUCUCACCAAUCUGGAACCACAAAUCUCCUUGGAGGAUCAUGCAUUUACCCACUGCUCUCCAGACGUUUACCACCCUACUCUUAACGGGUAACGACACUUACAUCAGAACAUCCAUCUUCUAUUCCGUCAUGGCUGUCAGCGCUUUCACAGCAGAUCGCUUGUCGUCCACUGCAGCACUUCCCUCACGCUGGAAUGAUGCAGGUUGCCGUUAUCAUCUGCGUGCCAGGGCAUACCUUCAGAUGGGACUGAAGACAGAAAUCGUCGGAACUAAGAAGGUCAAGUAUAAAGAAAUGCUCAUGGCCUUUCUGGGUAUGAUUACCCUCUGUAUCGUGAGCGGCCGCUUCCUCGAUGCCCAGCCGUUUCUGUUUGACCUAGAGAAUUUAAUCUAUUCUUGGGGCUGCAGGAAGACGAGGAUCUCGCGCAAGGUUGCAAUGCUUCAUAACAUAUUUCUCUACAUCAAGACAUUGCAGGAAACUACUGGUCUUCCGAGGCUGGGCGGCAAAGUUCAAGAUCUUCGCUCUGAAGCCCACUACCCCCGACUUGUAGAAAACUUAUUUCUGUAUGAGAAUUCCGAGGAUCACCACCGAACGGGCGGCAACGGCACCAAGACCCUCGAGUCUGCUAUGUUCGAACGCAUCUAUGGAGUUCCCUUUUCUCUGAUAUGCCUUAUCUCACGUGUCACAGCUCUGGAAAGGCGGGUGACUGGUAUGCACGACAAAUUUACCCUGGAUCACCUGCAGAAUGAAGAGAUCCGAAAGCUCGAGACCGAUAUCUGUGAGUGGGUAAACCCCUUUUCUUCGCCAACAUGCGACGAGGAUCCUGCCAGCCUGCCCUCGGGUGGACGGCGAGAGACAGCAAUAAACCAGUUGGUCAUGAGGGGCCUCGUCGGAGCGCUACACCAUGCCGUCCUGAUCUUCUUCUACCGACGUAUACUCGACGUGCAUCCGUACACCCUCCAGCCGUAUGUGCGACUCGCCAUCAGCGAUCUCGUCGACUAUGAGGAGAAGAAAGCAAAAGCCAGGAGGACCGGCGGCAGAUCACACGCUGAGGGCAGAAGGCGAGGCUUCCAGUGA
Messenger RNA from Fusarium keratoplasticum, 1956 nucleotides. Its product is annotated as Zn(2)-C6 fungal-type domain-containing protein. The record is from RefSeq and is a predicted model, not a curated record. Bases 1 to 1956 code for a protein of 651 amino acids. Lineage: Eukaryota; Fungi; Ascomycota; Sordariomycetes; Hypocreales; Nectriaceae. The transcript has 5 exons.